Messenger RNA from Chionomys nivalis (European snow vole), 382 nucleotides. Its product is annotated as cytochrome b-c1 complex subunit 8-like. The record is from RefSeq and is a predicted model, not a curated record. Lineage: Eukaryota; Metazoa; Chordata; Mammalia; Rodentia; Cricetidae. Gene Ontology annotation, biological process: mitochondrial electron transport, ubiquinol to cytochrome c. Bases 32 to 280 code for a protein of 82 amino acids. The transcript has a single exon.
GGGCUCAGCGUGGUGGAGGGCCGCCGCCACCAUGGGCCGCGAGUUCGGGAAUCUGACGCGGAUGCGUCACGUGAUCUCCUACAGCUUGUCACCCUUUGAGCAGCGCGCCUUCCCGAACUACUUCAGCAAAGGCAUCCCCAACGUGCUGCGCCGCACUCGCGAGCGCAUCCUGCGUGUGGCGCCGCCGUUUGUGGCGUUUUAUCUGAUCUACACCUGGGGGAACCAGGAGUUUGAGUGGUCCAGGAGGAAGAACCCAGCCAUGUACGAAAAUGACAAGUGAGCAGCACGCAUCUAGAUGAGUUUCCUGCCCGAAAGACUCUUCUCUGCGAGAGGAGUCUAUAUUAUGUGUCCUGAAGAUACAAUAAAUUACUUAUGUUAUGGG